AUGUUUAAACGUAGCAUGUUAUUUAAAAAUAUAAAUUAUAAACAAAUCAGACUUCUUCACCAACUGCAGCUGGAUAAAGGGAGUUAUUUGUAUCACCCAGGUAAUGAACCUCUAAAUUCCGCUAAUUUCGGGGAGGUCUUCGAAAGAACGGUUAACAAAUAUCCCAAUAGAAUCGCCAUCAAAUCUAUUCAUGAAAACCAGAUUAUCACUUAUGCGGAAUUAUUGGAACAGGCGGAUUCCCUGGCGUAUGGACUUAGAAAUAAUGGUUUUGAAAAAGGUGACCGAUUUGGUAUUUGGUCUCACAACUGUGCGGGGUGGAUUAUAGCAUCUAUAGCAGCGUUCAGGGCUGGCCUAAUAUCUGUGCUAAUUAACCCCCUUUACGAAGCUCCAGAAUUAAGUUACUGUAUAAAUAAAACGGGUUUAAAGGGUCUUUUAGUGGGGGAUGAAUUACCAAGUAAAAACUAUUACAAAGUGUUGCAACACAUGAUACCAGAAUUGGCGUCAGCAAAGCCGGGGAACCUCAAGUCGAGUAAAUUUUCCAGUUUGACAACACUCCUUACGACUGGAAAGAUGAAUUUGAAAGGUGCCUUUACAUUAGAUUCGUUAAUAAACGAAUAUAAGAAUAACGAUGUUUCUCAGUACGUGAAAGAAGUUAAAUCGGACGAUGGCUGUUUAAUUCAUUUCACAUCAGGCACUACUGGAUAUCCCAAAUGUGGAUUAGAUUCAAACCGAGGAAUAGUUAAUAAUACGUACUUCUCGGGAGUAAGAAAUGGUUUCAACGAAGCACAUGAAAUUAUUUGCGUACAAGCUCCACUCUUCCAUGCCCUAGGAUCUGUGAUCACCUUACUGGGCGGGUUCACACAUGGCGCUUCCCUUGUACUGGCGGCGCCAUCCUACAGCGUUACGGCUACUGUAAACGCAUUACUUGCUGAAAAAUGUACAGCAAUAACGGGAACUCCAACAAUGUAUGUGGACAUUCUCUCUAAAGUAAAGAGUACAGGUGAUUUACCUAUUAAGCUACGGAUGGCACUUGCAGCCGGUGCACCUUGCAGUCCUGAACUCAUACAUCAAAUGAAGAAAUACCUAAAUGUUCAAUCAGUCAAGGCUCUCUAUGGUAUGACAGAAACUACGGCGAGUGUUUUCCAAUCACUCCCUGGUGAUAAUGUUGAUGUUGUUGCUGAAACGGUCGGCUACAUUAUGGAUCACGUAGAAGUUCAGGUGGUAGAUAGUAAUGGAGUUAGGGUUCCAUUCGGCGAGGCGGGUGAGCUGAUGGUCCGAGGUUAUUUGAACAUGAUUUCAUAUUUUAAUGAUCCAGAAAAAACAAAGGAAACUAUUACCGAUGACGGAUGGUUGCAUACUGGGGACAGAUUCGUAAUUUCCCCGAAUGGAUACGGGCGUAUAGUUGGUCGCAUAAAAGAAAUAAUUGUGAGAGGGGGAGAAAACAUAGCACCGAAAGAAAUAGAAGAUUUGCUAAACACCCACCCUGAUGUUAUUGAGAGUCAGAUUAUUGGAGUAUCAGACGAAAGAUUAGGUGAAGAGCUUUGUGCGGUUAUGCGGCUCAGAGAUGGCGCUGUGUUCGAUGUUAAAGAAAUGUCUUCGUUUUGCGCAGGAAAAAUUUCUAAAUUCAAAAUACCAAGGAUUCUGAAAACAACAAAUGAGUUUCCGAAGACAGCCUCCGGAAAAAUACAGAAGUUUAUGCUAAAAGAAAUGGUCGAAAGUGGAAAAUUGUGA
Pieris macdunnoughi is the source of this 1731-nucleotide messenger RNA. The record is from the annotation of a GenBank genome assembly. NCBI's taxonomy places the organism in Eukaryota, Metazoa, Arthropoda, Insecta, Lepidoptera, Pieridae.